Messenger RNA from Acanthaster planci (crown-of-thorns starfish), 1264 nucleotides. RefSeq lists its product as uncharacterized. The record is from RefSeq and is a predicted model, not a curated record. Gene Ontology annotation, cellular component: mitochondrion. Lineage: Eukaryota; Metazoa; Echinodermata; Asteroidea; Valvatida; Acanthasteridae.
AUGGUUGUGGGCUCAUUUAAACUAUUAUUAUUAAUAGGGCCGAAAGGCUGCAUGCCAAUCUGUUGCUAGAGCUAUGUCUAGGUCUUCGCUCCAUUGGAAAUGUGCGGAGACGCGUUGACAAUAGACCUAGCCGCAGCUCAGGAAGCUCGUUUCGGACAAGUUUCAUGUUGUAUGACCUCUUGAGGGCGCUCUGUUAACAGGUCAGGGACCAAAAAUAAGUAGAUAUCUAGGCCUACACACGAAAACAUAAAACAAAUCUGGGCUGCCAUGGGCCUACCAACGUACCAGUUCAUUACUAUUUUGUGAGCCCAUUGGGUUUUUGCAGUAAGACUUGCCAUCAUCUACAGUAAACCUCAGCUAAGUCGGGACUCAAGAAAUUAUGACGACUUACACGAAUGGCGACUGUAACUUAGUCAUCAUUUUGCUGACUUACACGUACACAUGUAUUGCCUAUAUGUACAUUAUGAUUCCUUGCAUUAACUCAAUGGCUUUGAUUUACCCUGGUUAAUUUUUACUCCUAUGGUCAAUCCCAGCAAAUUCGUUCUCGAUUAUUAUCCUCAGGGGCUGCAAAUUCGAUAAUUGAUAGUCUGCCCCUAAGAACGAACCAAGGAUGGCAAGCCACUUGCAUAUCACAUCACGACUCAACAGUGCAGUACGUACAUUUUCGAGGGCCCUGAAUCGUUCAUCAUUUUGGAGAGGAGCAGGAUUGAUGCAAAGUGUUGUCUUCCGCCCCGUUACCAUGGCAACAGACCGGCCAGUUGAGGCAAACAUCAGGAGGAAGCUGACAGAGAUGUUUCAGCCUGUCCACCUCGACGUCAUCAAUGAGAGCUCUAUGCACAACGUUCCCCGGGGCUCAGAGACACACUUCAAAGUGGUGGUUAUCUCCGAGAGGUUUGAUAAGGAGAGCCUGAUCAAACGGCACCGUCUCGUUAACGAGGCUCUGAAGGAUGAGUUGGAUGGACCCGUCCACGCUCUAUCCAUACAGGCCAAGACCCCUGCCCAGUGGAACCAGAAUGCCAGUGUCAGCAAAUCCCCACCUUGUCUGGGUGGAAUGGCCAGGGAGCAAGCACAGAAGGACCAGGCGAGGUGACAUCCACAAGCUGUGGGUGGCGUGGCCGAGGAACAAGCACUAAAGGAUCAGGUAAAGACACAUCAGCUGGGGUGUGGCCAGGGAACAAGCACAAAAACAUAGAGGCCAGGGCAAAUGACAUCCACAAGCUGUGGGUGGUGUGGCCGAGGAACAAGCACAAAAGGAUCAGGUAAA